Colletotrichum destructivum is the source of this 1182-nucleotide messenger RNA. RefSeq names its product Putative intradiol ring-cleavage dioxygenase. The transcript is spliced from 2 exons. NCBI's taxonomy places the organism in Eukaryota, Fungi, Ascomycota, Sordariomycetes, Glomerellales, Glomerellaceae. The record is from RefSeq and is a predicted model, not a curated record. Bases 1 to 1182 code for a protein of 393 amino acids. Gene Ontology annotation, molecular function: oxidoreductase activity, acting on single donors with incorporation of molecular oxygen, incorporation of two atoms of oxygen; ferric iron binding.
AUGGUCCGCAUCUCUGCCCUCUCGGCCGCGGGUCUCGCCCUCGCCGGCUACGUCUGCGCCCACCCCGGCGAGCACCACAGCCACGACCACAUGAAGCGCAACAUCCAGCUCCGCGACAACGUGGCCGCCAUCGGCCAGCGCUCCCUCAACUCGUGCUCCAACUCGGCCGGCGCCCAGGCCAUGAAGAAGCGUGCCGUCGAGCGCCGCGCCCAGAAGGUCAAGGAGAUCCGCGCCAAGAAGGGACUCAAGGCCCCUGCUCGAAAGUACCGCCGUGAUUCCGACGACCUCACCGCGUGGGAGGCCGUCAACCACAACAUGACGGGCUCCAGCAACGCCGGCAUCUUCACGCCGCUCGAGGACGUCUUCAGCGCCAACACGUCGUGCGUGCUGGCGCCCGAGAUCACCGACGGGCCUUACUACAUUGUCGGCGAGUACCUGCGGUCUAACGUCAUCGAGUCCGAGUGGUGCGAGGGCGUGCCCGUCUUCCUCGAGGUGCAGUACGUCGACGUGGCGACGUGCGACCCGAUCCCGGCCGUCGCCGUCGACAUCUGGAACUGCAACGCCACGGGCAUCUAUUCGGGCAUCUCGACCAACGGCAACUACGCCGCCGACGGCCUCAACAGCACGUACCUCCGCGGCGUCCAGCUCACCGACCACGACGGCGUCGCCCAGUUCGAGACCAUCUUCCCGGGCCACUACGAGGGCCGCGCGACGCACACCCACCUGCUCUCGCACGCCAACGCCACCGUGAUGCCCAACGGCACCAUCUCGGUCUGGGACGCGCCCGUCAGCCACAUCGGCCAGCUGUUCUGGCCCGAGUCCAUCCGCUCCGCCGUCGAGGAGCUCUACCCGUACAACACCAACGAGCAGGCCGUCACCAGCAACGCCGAGGACAUGUGGUCCAUCCUCCAGGCUGACGCCUCCUACGACCCCUUCCCCCAGUUCGUCUACCUCAGCGACGACCUGCAGGACGGCCUCUUCGCCUGGAUCCAGAUCGGCGUCAACGCCUCGGCCGACUACACCGACGACGACUACUACAGCAUCGCCGGCUACCUCGACGAGGAGGGCGGCCACUCCACCGGCGCUACUGUCGGCGGUGGCGGUGGCGGUGGCGCUCCCGGCGGCGGCAACGGCACCAUGACCGGAUCUCCCCCGUCCGGCACCGGCGCUCCCCCUUCUUAA